Molecule: messenger RNA, 693 nt
Organism: Aspergillus ochraceoroseus IBT 24754
Lineage: Eukaryota; Fungi; Ascomycota; Eurotiomycetes; Eurotiales; Aspergillaceae
Exons: 3
Coding region: 319-693 (124 amino acids)
Source: RefSeq, a predicted model, not a curated record
GGGAUUUUCUUCAACCCCAGCUGUUCUUCCAGGCAUAAGCAUUGUAAAUGUAGGCUACUGCUAUGCAGCAUCACGUUGCCAGGGCAGUGUAUGAUAUGUUGAACGGUCCCCCCUCCCCACCCCCCAAAACACCAAUAUUGUAGAACAAAGUGUGGGGGGAGUACAGAGAGUAAUUUGUGGGGGAGAUGUGGGAGAAGACGUUUACUAACUAACUAACUAACUAACUAACUAACCAGCACUUCAAAAUUCAAAUAUAACUCCAACCACUCCACCAUCCCAUCUACUCUCUACGCUGGAAACUCAAAUAGCAAAUACACAAUGGCUGCUCCCAGCCCCGCGCCCAGAGGACCCUUCCGCCUGGUUACAGUCAACACGGCGCCCGAACGCGCCAAGCGGCUCGUCGGCCGCAUGGUCGAGGCACUCAAGGACCGAUACACCAUCAUCCACGUGGACAACUGCGAGAAAAUCGAAGAAGUUGCCCCAAAAGUAACGGAGCACAUGCCGGAUGUUCUGUUCAGCGCGUCCAUGUGGACAGACGAGCAGGCAAAGGAGAUCCAUUCCAUUGCGCGAGGAAUCCGACCGGAUAUCAAGUUGCAUGCCAUUCCCGAGGGUUUGCAGGUCCAGCGGGGUCCGGAUGCUGUGGUGGAGUAUCUUUGCGAGAAGGUGCCGGGGCUGUUGGACGGCGAGCAGUAG